Patella vulgata (common limpet) is the source of this 1006-nucleotide messenger RNA. RefSeq names its product 3-ketoacyl-CoA thiolase B, peroxisomal. The record is from RefSeq and is a predicted model, not a curated record. The transcript has 9 exons. Bases 278 to 1006 code for a protein of 242 amino acids. Gene Ontology annotation, cellular component: peroxisome. Gene Ontology annotation, biological process: phenylacetate catabolic process; fatty acid beta-oxidation. Gene Ontology annotation, molecular function: acetyl-CoA C-acyltransferase activity. NCBI's taxonomy places the organism in Eukaryota, Metazoa, Mollusca, Gastropoda, Patellidae.
GGUGCGAACUCUUUGACACAUGUAUCAUUACUUCUUCCUUACAGUAGCCUGUAUCUAGUUAUAUAUAUUAUAAUUAUAAGCUGGUUGGUUCGUUUAUUUCAUUUUUACACAAAUGUGAUUCAAUAUUGAUUUUCAAAGGUAUUUUUUUUAAAUAAACACCGUGCAGUAACUACUAACUGGAAACCCCCCUUCCUCGUUUUGAUUCAUGACGUAUCAAAACUUUACAAAAGAGAAUCCCUAGCUGUCAUAACGGUGAACUUUGGUCAGGUGAAACAACAUGGAUCGACUAAGGGUAUUAUCUGGUCAUGUCAUUAGCAGAAAUCUCCAUGAAUGGCAGAUUGAUCACAACCCGACAGCUGCUAACAACUCGCCAGAAGAUAUAGUCAUUGUGUCAGCUCUUAGAACACCGAUCGGGAAAGCAAAACGGGGAAGCUUUAAGGACACCUACCCAGAUGAUUUACUGGCAGCUGUAUUUAAAGCUGUAAUAGCAGACGUGAAUGUAUCACCAUCAGAUAUUGGAGAUAUAUGCAUAGGAAAUGUGGGUGAUUCAAGGGCAGCUGUUACUGCCAGAUUUGCUCAGUUUUACAGUGGAAUUCCAGAAACCGUCCCAAUCUUCACCACCAACAGACAAUGUUCUUCAGGACUUCAAGCUGUCCUUAAUGUAGCAGGAAGUAUUCGUAAUGGCGUCUGCAAUGUUGGCUUAGCAGGAGGAUUUGAAUCAAUGACCCUACAGAAUAAUAAUACCAAAGAUAUCAACCCUCGAGUUUUUGAAGUGGAAAAGGCAAGAGACUGUCUUAUACCCAUGGGUAUUACAUCAGAAAAUGUUGCAAAAAGAUUUGGUGUUUCCAGAUUAAAACAAGACCAAUUUAGUGUUGAAUCACAGAGAAGGGCAAAUGAAGCUCAGAGAAAUGGCCUAUUUAAAGCAGAGAUUGUUCCAGUAACCACUACAAUAAAGGAUAAAGCUGGAAAUGAACAAACUAUUACCGUGAGUGAUGACUGUCAGUGA